Molecule: messenger RNA, 1726 nt
Organism: Leptomonas pyrrhocoris
Lineage: Eukaryota; Euglenozoa; Kinetoplastea; Trypanosomatida; Trypanosomatidae
Exons: 1
Coding region: 332-1726 (464 amino acids)
Source: RefSeq, a predicted model, not a curated record
AGGCUGUUUGUUUGGAGAUACCGGGUCAGGCAUUUUACGUGACGCAACCGUUUCGUGAGCGAACACCUUAUGCGGGGCUGCUUCGCUCGCGGAUAAGGUACUGAGCGCGUCAUUCGUUUUGUCUCCUCGACGAACUGUUCACUUACGGUGUGACUUCAUUCUCCCCCGUACAUCAACGCCCAAACACCAACCGCAACAACACUAGAGCAGUGAAGAGCCAGCAAUUACUAGAAUAUCAGGAAACUCACGCAGAUUCCCUUUUUGAUCUUCAUCAUUCCCCGCUAAACUAGAUUGUUAGAAUUUCACAUCCACGCACAAGCAUACGUAAAGCAUGGCCAACGUUCAACUCCACAAUGCAGACAACGUGGACUGCUUUUACGCGGGGCAGACUAUUAGCCUUUUCAUGAACCUCCGCCGACCUUCCGCUGUGGUGGCACAGUGCGCCGACAGCACCGUCGAAGACGUGCCGAUUGUGUUUCGUCUCAUUUUACAGCGCGAAAACGAAGUCGUGGCGCACUUGCCGACCUCAUCAAGAGGCUUGAUCGUGCGCCGUCAACCCGAGCGCGGCGUCGGCGCGGACGUGGUCAGCUUCGCGGUCGAGGGCCGCGACCUUCUCAAGGUGACAGUGGACCUGGCCCAAUGCUUCGAACGAUCCCGACAGCUGUCCUCGCGAAAUCUUACUUUACCUGAACACGUUCUCGUGAAUCAGACGUGGAUGAUUAACGAAGCCUUUACGCUGCUGCUCCAGCUUCGCUCUACUGCACACGCGACGUGGCCAGCCCUGCCGGGUCCGCAGUGGAACGAGAUGCUGCCUUCUUCCACCUUCUCGCAGCCGCCCGUCACACCCCGCUCCUCCAGCCAUCGCAGAGACGUCUCAGAAAGCGUAUACCUGCCUGCGGAGGAUUCGCUGGCACAGCCGCUCUCCACCGCGAGCAGCAUGGCGAGCCGCACAACCCGGCUCUUCAACCCUAGCGAGCCGCGGUCGCAGCUUCAGCGCGCGCUCUUCGUAGACCAAACGCUCUUUCCGAUCAUUCGCGUCUACUUUGUGCCAGAGCUGUUCACCCGGCCCAUCGCCACCCCGCCCAAUAUGUUGUGGAACAUGUCGUUGCAGAUCACCGUUGAGAAGAACGCCGCCCGCAAGCCCCGCCGAACCGCCGGGCGGGAGCGGGUGCCAAAGCGAGAGCCGCGCCGGCACGGCGAGACCCUCAAUCUUGCGGUGGAGGAGUCUGUCCUUGUCAGCAGCGUAGAUUGGGGCGAAGAGGAGGUCAAUGCGCCGCGUCAGGUCGAGGCCAUCGCCUUCUCCUUCAACGCGGACUACCGCGAUCGGCUAGACAGCAACGGUCGAGACGGCGACGGCGACGUCUGCGAUGUUGCGCGUGCAAGUCGGCUCGUUGUCGACGACUUCACGUUCAGUGUGUUGGUCACGGCGAAGAAACAGGCGGGCGUCAAGGUGGAGGAGAUCAUGCGGACGGUGUACAGCUACUGCAGCGAGCGCGGCGACGUAGCGAGCGUGUUGGACGUGAACCUCGAUGACUUGACGGAGUACAUCUACGACCGCUACGCCUUCAUGAAGACGACACCGUACUUUGACGGGUUGUCGUUUCACAACACAGUCGGCGAGGCAGUUGUAUUGUAUUUUAUGAAUAACAUCCUCACAGGAGAGGACUACGACGUGGACGUGGAUGAUGGGGCGUUGCUAAUGGACGGUGUACUGGCAAGCGCCUAA